Molecule: messenger RNA, 332 nt
Organism: Amoebophrya sp. A120
Lineage: Eukaryota; Dinophyceae; Syndiniales; Amoebophryaceae
Source: the annotation of a GenBank genome assembly
AUGACAAGUUCGGGCGCAGCUUACUAAAACAGCCGCAGAAAAUCAUGCGUCUUAUAGUGGACGAAGAGGCAAAGUUAACGCAUGAGUUCUUUCGAGAUAGGGUGAAGGGAUGUGUCGAUGAAAUAGGGCACACAAUGGAACGAAUUCCAAAGCAGCACACCAAGAUCGACAAUGUGUAUAAGAAACUAAAUAGAAUGAGCAAUUUGAAGGUAUUUACUGAUGCCAUUCCGAUGAAGUAUCUUGAUUGACGCGCCACUAGAUGCCUUGAGUCACAAAAAAUUAAAUUCCCCAGGUUCUCUGCAAAUCAAAUCCUCUCCUUUUUGUUUAUGAAG